This is a messenger RNA of Anopheles aquasalis, 2613 nucleotides long. RefSeq lists its product as uncharacterized. Gene Ontology annotation, biological process: G protein-coupled receptor signaling pathway; response to pheromone. NCBI's taxonomy places the organism in Eukaryota, Metazoa, Arthropoda, Insecta, Diptera, Culicidae. The record is from RefSeq and is a predicted model, not a curated record.
AUGACGCGCAGCGAGAAGGGAUUUCCGUUGCAGUCGCUCCUAUUACCGCUUCUGUUGCUGCUCCUCGGUGGUUUCUCUCGGACAGCGGAAUCGAAAUACGUCGAGGGACACCUAAAAACCUCAGAUAACUGGGCCUUUCUGGCACGAUUCUGCUUUCUGUCCGGGAAGGGCAAGUACGAGUACCUCAUCGAGUACGAAAAGAAGCUCGGCGAACUGAAGCUACUGCUGUACUACGACGACAAAUCGCAAUGGCCGGCAAUCUACAAGACGGACAAGACCUGCACCGAAAAGCUGGCCGUCCUACACCCGGAAGACAAUCAGAUCGUCACGUUAUCACCCCGGACACCGUACAAUGUGUACUCCGGUUGUCUGCUACGUACACCAACCCCCAAGGAACAACCGAAUGAUCCACUCCCGAGGAACACACCGUCACCGAGACAACCCACGCCCUCACCACCACCCGAUCCGAUGCGACCUCUCGACGAUGAUGCGCAGUACUUUGAUCAGUUUCUUAAAACCACCAGCACGGAACCGGAAUUGUUUUACUUCAACGAAAACGACACUAGCGACAGCCCGGUGGGGAGAACGACCGCAGUACCCUAUGAGUCCUUCGUGUCCGAUGACGAAUCCGCAAACACCGUGGCCUACCGAGGGGACAAUGGUGAAGUGAAUCUGCUCGAGAACAGUACCGACUAUCGGUUGCUAGUGGAGCAACUGUUUCCCGUGCCGAAUGCGGAUCAGGAGCAGCGGCAGCGGCAGCAGCGGUUGCGUAGACAGGUGGCCAGUUUGGGAAAGUACGAGAGCCGAUUGAUUGUGAGUUGCAGCAACUUUGGGAGCUUCACCAGUUCCCGAGAGCGUUGGUGGUACAUCGCGAUCGCCAAUUGUGAUGGUAGUGGCCGGGGACUGGAUGUGAAGUAUCGUUUUCGGAUGACGAACGGACCACCGGGGGACUUUUGGCACGAACACUUUUCCGCCGAUGAGAUGUAUAUUCCACCGAUUCUGUUGGCCGAAGCGAUCGCCUACAGUAUGCUACUGCUGGCCGUGUUCAUCUGUGCGGUGGAGUUGAAAGCACGACAUCUUUAUCACUGCACCUACCGGCUGUUCACACUCAGCGUACUACUCCAGUGGUUUGGAGUGCUGCUGCUGAGUGUGACUUGGUCAAAGUACGCCGUUUCGGGCAUCGGUCCGUUCCCGAACUUUGGUGGCAUCUUUACCAGUGCCAGUGAGAUCACGUUCUUGCUUCUGUUGUUGCUGAUGGCGAAAGGUUACACAAUCACACGGGCACGGCUCAAAACAUGCACGACGGUAAAGAUCACGAUCUUCAUUAACCUCUACGUGGUGGUGUACGUCACGCUGUAUAUCUACCAAGCGGAAGCGUUCGAUCCGGGUGAAGUCCUUAAUCUAUAUGAAUCACCGGCCGGUUUCGGACUCGCAGGAUUACGGUGCGUCGGUUGGGGUUUCUUCCUCUACUCCUGUGCAGCUACGAUCCGCAAGUUUACGGAGAAGGUUCCGUUCUAUUAUCCUUUUACGAUGCUUGGCUCCUUGUGGAUCAUGAGUGGGCCCGUGUUGACGUUGCUCGGUGUCGGUGUGCUGGAUCCGUGGGUCCGUGAAUCGGCUAUGCAUGGAGCACUCGGUGCCGUUGCGUUCGUUGGGCAUUUGACCUUCCUUUGGUUAACGUGGCCAUCGCGCGCUAAUCGAAGCUUUCCUUAUCAUGUCCGUACGAACCACGUCGGUGUGUCGUUGGGUGAGGACGAUGAAGCGACCUAUCCGAAGCAUCCUUACGAACCGACCAACACCACGAUGGCUAAUCAUUCGAGCUAUCAACAUCACCAUCACCAACAGCAGCAGCAGCAGCAGCAGGGGCAUCUUUCGAAUGGGAAUGGUUAUGUGCUGCCACUGGCUGCACCCAUCAUACACCCAUCGCUCGAUUCCGGUCUCCUGUACGAUCAGUAUCUUCGCGAACGGGAACUCUACCACAGCUCCUCCACUCCGCUGAGCUACGUCUCUUUCCCUCAUCCCUCGAAACCGGCCACAAAUGGUCACAGUCAUCGCGGUGAACUGGGUGAAACAAUCAACAGCCCAACAGCCAGUGGUGGUGGUCGACAUCAUCUUGCCAAUGGAAAUGGUGUUGGGCCACCGAGUGCCACUCGGGAAGGUCUAUCUCCCCCCGUUGCAUCCGAUUCCGGGACACCGUCGCUAGAGGUGGUGGCCGAAACGUUGACACCGGUUCGAACUCCUCUCAACUCCGGUAGCACACCGGGACGGGCGUCUCCACCCGGGGCGGAGAGCACCUCAAUCGUCUCGAACGGAACCUUACCAUCACCAGCGACGACGCUGAGCUCCGUGCCGGAGAAACGUAAUCCCUUUCUGGCAGCAGCAGCAGCAGCAACAGGAUCGGGAACGCCACAGGAUCAGGAUCAGCACAAGCGACCGCCGAAUCGUAUCAUUCUGCCGAGUCUGGAGUUACCGAGUGUCGGUGCUGGAGCGGGACUGCUGCUGGGGACCGGUGGGGAUACGCACAGCGGUUCCGGCGAUCACGAUUCGAGCCCCUCCGGUGCUACCGUCGUGCCGAAGCACCUGUUUGCGGCCAAGGCAGCUACCGGGGGGCACUAG